This is a messenger RNA of Arctia plantaginis, 402 nucleotides long. The record is from the annotation of a GenBank genome assembly. Lineage: Eukaryota; Metazoa; Arthropoda; Insecta; Lepidoptera; Erebidae.
AUGCCGAAACUACGAAAAUGUUGUGUUGUAAGUUGCAAUGCAAACAACGAGACUCAUCGUCUUUUCAAAUUCCCUAAAGACGAUAAAUUACGAGAAUUAUGGUUGUUUUACUUGGUGCCUGUUAAUGUUCAGCUCAGUGGUUUGACAAAGGGACAGUUGUUGAACAAAUAUGUGUGUCACCUGCACUUUGACAGACACCAGUUUGAUGGUGCAGGUAACCGACUCGCUCUUGGUUAUCCUUGCUUAUUUACUUCAAAAGAAAUACUUCACGGUAUUCCGUUGAGCUCCAUCAAUGAACGCAAUUGGAACGAUCACAAUUAUUGCAAACUGCCCACUGUGUUACAAGACUCAACUGAAACCACUACCAUUAAUGAAGAAGAUAUAAAAGCAAAAACUGACUGA